This is a messenger RNA of Aspergillus nidulans FGSC A4, 847 nucleotides long. RefSeq lists its product as uncharacterized. The transcript is spliced from 3 exons. The record is from RefSeq and is a predicted model, not a curated record. NCBI's taxonomy places the organism in Eukaryota, Fungi, Ascomycota, Eurotiomycetes, Eurotiales, Aspergillaceae. Bases 1 to 621 code for a protein of 206 amino acids.
AUGGACUUCCAUCUCAUUCCCCGCGGCACAGACCGCAACUAUACGGGGUUCCUAACAAAGACAAUCGUCUACUCGGGGUCUCUAAUAGUCUUUCUUGCCUCAUUCGGUCUUUCAAUAGCAGCCAUUGCAAUCCCACGCUGGGUCUCCUACCACAGCUCAUCGUACGACUAUUCCUACGGGCUCCACCGGCGUUGUUCCUCUUUAACAGAUACAUGCGAGGCCUUUCCCAACCGUGAAGACUGUAUCGGUGAAGACCGGUACUUUUGUUCGAUGUGGCGGACCGUGGGAUUUGGGAUGUCAUUUGCCGUUGUGCUGGAGGGGUUGAGUGUUGUUGCGUUUCUCAUUGUGCUCUCUGGCGGAAAGAGGCUCAGGGAGGAGGGAUGGAGGGUUCUGAGUCUCCUUAUUCUUGCUGGUGCGGCUGUGCAGGCGGGGUGUAUGGGACUUGUGGCAUAUCUGGUGGAAAACGAACCGCGGUUUUUCGUGGGCUGGCGACUGGACGAAUCGUGGAUAUAUUGCACUGUUAGUUGGUGCGUGAGCGUCUUCUCCGCUGGCGCGAUUAUCCUCGCGGCUUAUAGUCUGCCUUCGGAGGGAGGUUAUGAGUUGAUCCCGGAUCACUCGUGAUGCUUGAAUUGUUACCGUUCGUCCGUCUUGUUCUUGCCGUCAACGACUCUUUUCUCUUCUUCUCAAUUAGCGCAGGCUCCCAUACAUGGUAAACGGUGGCAACUGUGACCAUUACCUGUUUGUUCAAUUUGACUGUUGACAGUCUCGUCGAUUUCUCGCGUUCGGUUGUUCGGUAGUUAAUCUUAUAUAGGAAGGCGUCUGGCUACGAUUACUAUUGUUAAGUUAA